GGCCUGAGGGUCUCAUUGGGGGGGAAGGGGCUGCGGGGCGCAGGGGUCUGUGUCACCACACGGUGCCCGCCGCUCGGGGGUCCCGGCUCAGCCCCCUCCCCCCGCGCCCAGGCUGGCACCAUGGCACAGGUGGGGCACAGGGUGGAUUACCUGGCCGGAUUCUGCUGCCCGGUGGGGGGGCUGGUGGCGGGCAAGCCGCGGGUGCUGUGCCACGAGAACGAGAUCUACCUCUCCAACGGCACCGAGUUCGUCUACGUGUACGACCAGGAGGGCAAAGUGCUCAAGGCUGUGUUCCGCUGCCCCGACCAGGUGUGGCACGUGGAGCUGCUGCCCCAGCCCCGGCAGCUCUACAUCCUGUGCGCCCACAGCGGGAUCUACUGCGUGUCCCUGGAGCAGCAGAGCAGGUUAAUGGAGCAGACGGACGGCGACGGCCAAGAAAGCGGCGGCCCUUCCGGCGUCUUCCCGGUGGAAGCGGACGCCUGCAUCUUCCCCGACGCCAGCCUGAGCAUGUUCACCCUGCUCAGCACCUUCGUCAUCACGCUGGCCCAGGACGAGGGCAAGUGGUGGAUGCGGCUGCACGAGCUGCCGCGCCCGGAGCAGGACGGGCCGCCGUACCGGCAGGUCAGCCAGGUGGAGUUCUGCCCCGGGAGCCCUCCCGGGGACGCGGGGGACGCGCCGCCCUCCUGCUUCCUGCCCGUGCUGUGCUGCGCGGCCGCGCCCGGCACGCAGGGGCUCUGGUGCUCGGGGGGCUUCGUGCUGGAGGAGCCCCUCUUCAGCCUCCUCUUCGGCAUCGACGUGGCCCUGCUGGAGUCGCCCAUGAUCCUGUGCGGCUUCCCGGACGGGCAGCUCUGCUCCGUGCCCCUCAAAGCCCUCAGCUCCUCGCCCGCCGCCGACGGCUGCCGCGACGUGUCGGCGCCGGCGCCGCCCGUGAAGAUCCUGCACCACCUGGAGGAGCCCAUCGUGUUCAUCGGGGCGCUGCGCACCGAGCGCCGCGCGGCCGACGACGACGACAACGACGACGAGCCGCCCGCGGGCGAGCCCGGCUGUGACUGCGUGGUGGCCGUGGGCCACUACGGGAAGAUGGUGGCCGUGAAGGCGGAUCAGCGGGAGGAGGCCACGGUGCCGGAGCUCAGGGAGUAUUACCUGCGGGGGCCCAUCCUGUGCGCCGCCUGCGGCAGCGGCUCCCGCAUGUACUACAGCACCCACUCGGACAUCUCCGCCGUCGACCUGGACUGGGCGGGCGACUCCUCGGACCCCGAGGACGCGGAGAGCGGCGCCGGCGUGCUGCCCCCCGUGCUGUCCCCGGCCAGCCUGAGCAUCUGUAGCGUCGUGGCUCUUUCCUUGUCCUCUCGGGCCUCGGAAGGGGAGUCGGAGCUGUUGGCCCUGUCGGCCAAGGGCCGCCUCGUGUCCUGUGGGCUGUGCAGCCCCGAGGAGCCCGACGUGGAGCUGACCCCUGCUGAGAUCGGCCGGAGGAUCAAGGAGCUGCUCUCGGGCAUAGGGGACACCUCGGAGAGAGUGUCCUUCCUGAAGAAGGCCGUGGACCAGAGGAACCGAGCCCUGGCCAGCCUGAACCAGGUGAUGAACGUGAGCGCGGCGCUGCUCUCCAGCCAUGAGGGCCACAAGCCCAUCGCCUGCACCGUCACUGCCAACUGGAGCUGCCUCCUGCUCCAGGACACCGUCACCAUCUCCUGCUUGCUGGAAAACUGCAGCGAGUACAGCCUGGAGGAGGGCUGGACCCUCUGUGUCCAGCUCCUGGCCAGCCCCUGUGCCUUAGAGGAGGAAUCCAUGGAUUCGGCCACCACCUUCACCUUCCCCAUUGACCAGCUGCUCCCUGGCAGCAAGCGGGAGCUGACGCUGCCCCUCGGCCCCGCUGCGGACACCAAGCUGGACCUGCCUCUGACCAUCUCCUGUGCCCUCUACUACAGUUUACGGGAUAUUUUGGGCAGCGGCUCCGACUCCUCCGAGGACCUGGAUGACUUCCUGCCCGACGACUCGCCCCUGCUGUCCCCGGACAGAGAGGGGAUCUGCCUGCCCCUCAGCCAGUGCACCAUUGACAUGCUCCAGUGCCUCCGUUUCGGGAGCAGCCCCCCCGGGCCCAGCGCCCCCCCUGCCCCCUCAGACCCCGUGGAGACCUUCCUCAAAGUGUCCCGGGAACAGACUGAACCCGAGGAGGGGAAAAGCCCGGCAGAGGAGAGCCUGCCCCCCUCGGCAGCAUCCAUCCGGGUGUCCUCGGAGCUGCUGAAAAAUGCUCUCAAAACCUCGGAAACAGAUGUCCCAGUUUGCUGCGCCACCCUGCGCUGGCUGUUGGCUGAGAACCCCGGGGCCGAGGCGCUGAGCAGCACGGAGGUGGCAUCGGUGGCCAUGAAUGACCUGAGCCCUGCGGGUCCCAUCCAGGCUGUGGAGAUCCUGAUGGAGAGCCCGUCCCUGGCCCACAUGUGCAGGACACACCACGCCGUCAUCCGGCGCAUCCAGGCGCUGGUGCUGGAGCAGGCGGCGCAGGGCUCGGGGCCCCCCGACCUCCGCAUGCAGUACCUGCGUCAGAUCCAGGCCAACCACGAGAUGCUGCUGAAGGAGGCGCAGAGCCUCCGGGACCAGCCGCCCCUGGGCGAGGAGGGGGCUGAGGGCUCUGCCACGGCCGAGAAGCUCCUGAACAUCUACCGGCAGCUGCGGAACCCCAGCCUGGUCCUGCUGUGAGCGGGGGGCGGCCAGCCCGCCCCAAACCCCGCCGGCCGGGGGGGUGGGGGCCCACGGGAGAGCCCCCCACCUCACCCCACCCCAGCGGAGCAGGAGCGGGGCCGGCGGCGGUCCGGGCGGGGGGUGUGUCUGUGCGUGUUUCGUGGUCGUGUUGUCGGCAGCACCGGGAGGGUCUCGGGGCUCCGGUGGCGGAGCGGGGGCUCCUGGGCUGGCCCAGCCCCGUCCCGCCGCCCCCCAGCCCGGCCAGGCCGGGGGCAGCCCCCCGGGGCCGCGCUGUCUUGUGGAUCCGUGGUAGUGUAGUGGCCGUGCCGAGCCGGGCCGGCCGCGGGCUGCGCCCCCCGAGCCGCCUUCAGGAUCAGGACAAACAGGGUGCUGUGCCCGGGGGAGCCCCGGUUUCUGCUGGGCAGGGGAGGGGGUCUCCGCUCCCCCGUUGUUUCUAUAAAUGAUCUCGUAUCUCCAUGCUGGUGCGGCGUGGUCCGGCCCCGGCCCCUCCCGCACCUCUCCACUGUCUGUAACUCUGUCGUCUGCCAUGAAAACGAUCCUGUUGCUCA
Messenger RNA from Motacilla alba alba, 3245 nucleotides. It is a transcript of the gene FAAP100, whose product is annotated as FA core complex associated protein 100. Gene Ontology annotation, cellular component: Fanconi anaemia nuclear complex; nucleoplasm. Gene Ontology annotation, biological process: interstrand cross-link repair. The record is from RefSeq and is a predicted model, not a curated record. The transcript has 9 exons. Bases 121 to 2694 code for a protein of 857 amino acids. NCBI's taxonomy places the organism in Eukaryota, Metazoa, Chordata, Aves, Passeriformes, Motacillidae.